CCAGGGCUCAAUCUUCCUGACCUUAGGGGGCGCCAGGCCCUUUUCCAUUUCAGGGGAGAGCCAGCCGACCUCUCCUGCACGGGGUACUGACCCCAGCCCCUGGCAUGGGGCUCGGCUCCCGCCAUCGGCCGCCCCCGGCUCUGUAUCGGGGGACGCGGAGCCCCGCGGGGGCGCUCUGCUGCGCAGGGAGGGAAGUGUCCUCGCGGCCGCCGGUGGCUCGCUGACGGCGGCCUGGGCGGAGAGUGUGCGCCUGCGCGCCGGGCUCUCGGAGGGACGUGGCCCGGUUGCCUGGGGCCGGAGAAGCGCGGCGAGCUUGGGGGCAAGGCAGCGGGACAGGCCGGGCGAGGAGCUCCGAGGCGGCGGCGGCUGCGGGCCGGGCUGCACUGGAAGCCGAUGUUCGCACUCCGGCCCCCCGGCCAACGCUUCCAAGGUGGCGACAGACAAGGUUGCAGGAAAGCUGAGUUCUACUCUCUCAUGGGUGAAGAACACUGUAUCGCAUACUGUCAGUCAAAUGGCCAGUCAGGUGGCAAGUCCAUCUGCCUCAUUACACACUACAUCCUCCUCUACCACUCUUUCUACUCCAGCACUAUCACCAUCCUCACCAACACGGUUGAGUCCAGAUGAUUUAGAAUUAUUGGCUAAACUAGAGGAACAGAACAGACUGUUGGAAACAGACAGCAAAUCCUUGCGUUCAGUAAAUGGCUCAAGAAGAAACAGUGGCUCCUCCCUUGUAUCUAGUUCAUCAGCUUCUAGCAACCUCAGCCAUCUCGAAGAAGACUCCUGGAUUCUUUGGGGAAGAAUUGUAAAUGAAUGGGAAGAUGUAUGCAAAAAGAAAGAAAAGCAAAUUAAGGAGCUUGUUCGAAAAGGGAUACCCCAUCAUUUUAGAGCAAUAGUUUGGCAGCUUUUAUGCACUGCUCAAAGCAUGCCAAUAAAGGAUCAAUAUUCAGAGCUUUUGAAAAUGACUUCUCCUUGUGAAAAACUGAUAAGAAGGGACAUUGCUAGAACAUAUCCUGAACAUGAUUUUUUUAAAGAAAAAGACAGUUUUGGGCAGGAGGUUUUAUUUAAUGUUAUGAAGGCUUAUUCUUUAGUGGAUCGUGAGGUUGGAUACUGUCAAGGAAGUGCUUUUAUAGUUGGACUGCUGCUUAUGCAGAUGCCAGAAGAGGAAGCAUUUUGUGUGUUUGUCAAAUUAAUGCAAGAUUAUAGACUUCGAGAACUCUUUAAACCAAGUAUGGCUGAGCUGGGCCUUUGUAUGUACCAGUUUGAAUACAUGAUACAGGAGCAACUACCAGAGCUUUAUGUGCACUUUCAGUCUCAGAGUUUCCAUACUUCUAUGUAUGCUUCAUCAUGGUUUUUAACUAUCUUUCUUACAACUUUUCCACUACCAAUUGCAACAAGAAUAUUUGAUAUCUUUAUGUCUGAGGGUUUAGAAAUAGUAUUUCGAGUAGGUUUAGCAGUUCUUCAGAUGAACCAAGCAGAAUUAAUGCAACUUGACAUGGAAGGGAUGUUACAGCACUUUCAAAAGGUCAUUCCACAUCAGUUUGACAGUGGCCCAGACAAACUAAUCCAAGCAUCUUACCAAGUCAAAUACAAUGCAAAAAAGAUGAAAAAGUUAGAAAAGGAAUACACUACAAUAAAAACUAAAGAAAUGGAAGAACAAGUUGAAAUUAAAAGAUUACGAACAGAAAACCGACUCUUAAAACAGCGCAUUGAAACACUAGAAAAAGAAAGUGCUUCCUUGGCAGAUAGAUUGAUACAGGGACAAGUGACAAGGGCCCAGGAGGCUGAGGAAAACUACCUCAUAAAACGGGAGCUAGCCACCAUCAAACAGCAGAGUGAUGAGGCCAUUACUAAACUGGAGCAAGCUGAGAAUACCAUCAGGGAGCUCCAGCAGCAACAAUGGCAUAAAUGCAGUUCCCGCUACAGUGAAGACUUUGUGCUACAGCUGGAAAAAGAGUUGGUCCAAGCCAGACUAAGUGAAGCGGAAUCCCAUUGUGCUCUGAAGGAGAUGCAAGAUAAGGUUCUAGAGAUGGAAAAGGUAAAUCAAAACCAGGAUCCUCAGUAUAAAGUAGCACUGUAAAUAACCACACAAGUCCCCAUAGUUUAGCUGCAUGAUUGUACUCCAAAAUCUAUCCUGUUCGGUUUCUAGCUCAUGGUUGCAAAAAACCUUCAAAAAUCUGAGAUGAAUGUAACCAAAAGCAAAGAUGUAUGCUUGAGCCUUCCGAGAUCUUGGUGCAAUACUCAGGUGUGAACAGUUCCCUUUCCUUUCAUUUCCAUGUGAUCACUUUGAAGUCUGGUGGUUCGUAUAAAUAUUUUGUUUCAUUAUUGAUCGUUUUGUCAAGCCUCAAGAUAGUGUCCAUCCAAUGCUUGGACUACUGGUAGAUAUUGAUGCAGGGCAUAGCUAGCUGCUGACAAAGGUAUCUGUAAUGAGAAAUUCAAGCUCUCCUCCUUUCCAAAUUUUGAAGUGCUUGUUCGGCAGAAAAAAUUCCUGGGUUACUUAGAGGAAAAAGAUGCCCCCUCAACUGUCUUAGUUUUGGUUUUGACAUCCAUCUCCCUCCUUUUUCAUGCGUAUUGAAAGUUACAAUUGUCCUCUAAUGAUCAACUGUCAAAAUAUCCAGCUUCCUUUGCAGAACAAAAAUCUACAGCAUAUCAAAAAUUGGCAGAAUAAGAUGGAAUAAUCCCAAAUGAUAUAACUGAUUUGAUGUACUGGUUGGGGGACUAGGCAGUCCCACGGAUACAGGAUUGUAGUAUGGCUGUCUGCCUCUCAAAGGGUCUGUUGAAGCAGGGAACAGCAAGCCCUUGCAGAAGUUGGGAACAAACCAACCAGCAGAUAAUGACUGACUGAUUCCCAGUGGGAAGAUAUAAGUGAGGAUACAGCUCUGUAAGGGUGGGGGAACAGGGGAGAGACAGACAUUUCCCUGACCAGCAGCAGAAGAUUGUAACAGGUUGGGUAGGCCCAAUGGUCCCCCUGAGGCUAAGGGGAGGGCAUGAUCUCUUGAGCUUCUGGGGUGUAAAGGACCAUGCAGUAUCAGGCUAGGUCAGGACUAUCCCCUUUUGUUACUUUUCUAUAUAGCUUGCAUUUGUGUGGCAGAAGAAUAAAAGCCUGCAUAAAAGGCUAAAACAGAGGUGGCUGUGGCUGACUGUUUUGUCCCCAAGCUGGUGGACAGACCCACCAGAUUACAGGACUUUAAUCAAAACUUAUAUUUUAGGCAAAGUAAGACCUGGAGUACAGUGUUUUUAAAAGUAAAAUCUUGACUCAACAGGUAAAUCAAAUUAUCUGGAAGGCUUGGCCUGUGUGUGGUGGGGUAAGAUGCAUAAAACAUUAAUGUGUUCAAAUAAGAAUUCAUGGUCUGAGGGUCCUACCCCAAAAUUCAGAUGAGCAUUUUACCUAUAUUUAAUCCUCUUCAGACAUGGACAUGAUAUUUUCUUUAAAUUAAAAAUUCAGUGUACAUCUGAAAAAAGGAGUUAUAACCAUAACUGAUAAAACCCAGUUUUAGGAAAUAACUUCAUAAAGUUACAGCAUCUCUGGACUGGAGCAUAUACACUUGGAUGAGAGAACAUAAAAUAACCAAAAGUUGCUUUGACUACUGCAGUCUACUAUCUUUAGACCAUAUAGGCUGGGAAAAAAUUAAUUUUCCCGAGAUUUACACUGACGCACUAAUAGUUCAGGAGCC
Messenger RNA from Trachemys scripta elegans, 3671 nucleotides. RefSeq names its product ecotropic viral integration site 5 (gene EVI5). The transcript is spliced from 14 exons. Bases 512 to 2077 code for a protein of 521 amino acids. The record is from RefSeq and is a predicted model, not a curated record. Lineage: Eukaryota; Metazoa; Chordata; Testudines; Emydidae.